AUGGGGCCAGCAGAUCAAUUAAAAAUUAGCAAAAGUAUUAUUAAGGCAACUGAUGCCAAAUUAAAGAGCGAUAAUUGGAAAUAUAUCCUCGAUGUAUGUGAUUUGGUGAGAAAGGACCCCGAAGAUUUCACAAGUAUUGCAAUUGAAUCAAUUCAGAGUAGAUUAAGCCAAGAAAAUGCCAAUAUUUUAUUAAGAACUUUAACAUUAAUUAUUUCAUUAGCCGAAAAUUGUGGUUCAAGAAUUCAACAAGAAUUUAGUAAUAAAAGCUUUACAAACAUAUUAUAUACAAUGUUGGGCAACCAUAAUAUUCAUAAAAUAGUAAAAAAACAAAUCAUUAUCACAGUAAGACAAUUAUCAAAAUCUUUUAAAUCUGAUCCUUCAUUACGUGGUAUGAGUGACUUAUAUAAAAAGAUUAAAAAAACUUACCCAGAUUUGGUUCAUGAAGUGAAAAAUGAUAACAGAGAAUCGAAACCAAAUGUACCAGUAAAGAAAUCGAUUAAUGGCACUAGUUCCAACUCAGUUUCAAACACAAAUGAGGACAAUGAUGAUGAAUUGCAAAAGGUUCUAGAACUAUCUUUGAAAGAAUAUGAGCAAAAACAGAAGGAAGAUGAAAUCAAAAACAACACAGCAUCUAAUCCUAACAUUAUAAAUGUCAAUAAUAAUGACAGUGUGCCGAAUUCAAACAACCCUAACCAACAAAUUGACGAGCAAAAGCCUGCAGUUGUCAAAAGAGUAAGGGCUAUGUACGAUUUAACUGCAUCAGAGCCAGGCGAAUUAUCUUUCAAAAAAGGGGAUAUUAUCAAGGUAAUAGAGCAAGUUUAUCGUGAUUGGUGGAGAGGUUCAUUAAGAGGUACUGUCGGUAUCUUCCCUUUGAACUAUGUUAACCCAAUUGCUGAGCCAACCGAAUUAGAAUUGAGACAAGAACUACAAAAAGAAGCUGGCAUUUUAUCACAAAAAGAUAAUGUCGAUCAAUUAUACAAUGACUUGCAAAAUGCGGCAAGCAAUAAUAGCAAUAACAAUAUGUCAGCAGAUCAAAUUCUACAAAACCCGCAAAUUAAUAAUUUAUAUGGAACUGUAACGCCAUUGAGACCUCAAAUUACCAAAUUGAUAGCAAAGUAUUCAAAUCAAAAAAAUGAUUUAAAUUCAUUGCGUCAAGUAUUAUCAAAUGCAGAAGCUACUUAUAACCAACUGUUAGACAGGGCUGCAAGCUCAUAUACCAUUCCGAAUAUACCACAACCGCAAAUGCCACUUCCUCAGAUGCAAAAUCAGCAACAGCAACCAAUGUAUUCUUCCCAACAACAACAGCAACUCCAGCAGCAACUCCAGCAACAACCUAUGCCAGCCCAAUCCGAAACACAAAAAUUACCUCAACAAAGCACUCAAAAUUUUGGAUCAUCAUCACUUAAUAACACUUAUAACAAUUCGAAUAUGUAUAACCACAAUUACAAUCAAAGCCAGCCAUUAUCUGACGCAAAUCAAUACUCUAACACAUCAGCUUAUCAGCCUGUGAACCAAGGUGUCAACAAUUUUCAACAACAGCAGCAACAACAACAACAGAAGUUUCAGCAAAACUCACAAUAUUCUUAUAACACAGCUAACCCUAAUGCUUAUUCAACCUAG
Molecule: messenger RNA, 1620 nt
Organism: Henningerozyma blattae CBS 6284
Lineage: Eukaryota; Fungi; Ascomycota; Saccharomycetes; Saccharomycetales; Saccharomycetaceae
Gene: HSE1
Product: ESCRT-0 subunit protein HSE1
Exons: 1
Coding region: 1-1620 (539 amino acids)
Biological process (GO): protein transport to vacuole involved in ubiquitin-dependent protein catabolic process via the multivesicular body sorting pathway
Cellular component (GO): ESCRT-0 complex
Molecular function (GO): phosphatidylinositol binding; ubiquitin binding
Source: RefSeq, a predicted model, not a curated record